UCAAGGUCAUUCUCUUCUCCAAGAAUCCUCCCAUUUUCUUUCCCUUUUCUCCAAACCUAAUCUCCGCUGCAACUUUGUCUGUUCUGGCUCCAAAACUGUCGACAAUGCUCCUAUCAGCGGCCAAAGCGAGGAGAAAGAUCCUUUUCCGCAAGGCUAAGCUCGCCGAAGAAGCCAAGCGCUACGAUCACAUGCUCCGAUUCAUGAAAGAAAUCGUCGAAGCCACCGACCCAGACAAAGAUCUCUCCCCAAAGGAACGCUGCCUCCUCGGUGCUGCAUUCAAGAACUUCCUCAGAGUAGCCCGCUCCUCGCAUCUCUCAGCCGUUGCUAAAACAAGAUCCUGGCUAAAUGACUUCGACGGUCCCAUCGCCGCCUCCUACCUACUCACAUCCAAGAUGGAGAUCUGCAGAGCCUGCGCAGAAAUGGUUCAGCUAAUCGAUUUCCGUUUAUUACCCUUUGCUGUUUCGAAUGAAUCGAAGGUCUUUUACCUAACCUUAAAGGGAGAUGUCAGCUGGUAUAUGGCAGAGGUUAAGGGAGCGUUGGACGGAAUGGGAGAUGCUGCAAUCGCUAAUUCUGCCUAUGCUGAAGCUUGGGGGAUGGUGACCAAGCUAGAUUCGAUGAAUCCGCAUCGGUUAGCAUUUGCGUUUAGUGUAGCGGACUAUCUUCUUAACUUUCGUCAUUCGCCUGCGGAGGCCUUUGCAGUGGUAGACCGGGUACUGAACUUACAAGAGAUAAACUCACCAGAGACAAGUCCGGCCGUUUCGCUCUUAACUUUCGAAGGAGGCCUUCAAUUGACAGCGAAUCUCCUAAACUUAAGACAGAGGCUUAAGAAUGAGCUAGAGAUUAAGGCGGCCGGAGUUGCCGGACCAUCAAAUUUGCCGGCCGGCAACGCUGCCGGCAAUCCCUUGACCAUCCGUUCUACAUCAGAAUCAUUGCCCAAAUGAUUUUCGCCCAUUCAUCAUGUGGGCUGUUCUUAGAAUCAUGGAAGUUGCCGAGAUCUGUGUGUUUUGACGUUCAUGACUUGUUGAUAUAAAGAAAUUAGUUGUUUUUUAGAAAUUUAGGGUAUGUGGGAAAAUGUUUCUGUACUUUUUUUUUUCUUCUCAACACAACCCCUCUUGACCUAUUGGUUGAGAGCUUAGGCUUCCAACUAAAAGGUCCAAAGUUUGAGUCCAUGUGUAUGCGUUGUGUGUGUGUUUGCCUUUAAUGAUUGUGUGUGUAUGUUUGCC
This is a messenger RNA of Dendrobium catenatum, 1223 nucleotides long. Its product is annotated as 14-3-3-like protein GF14 kappa. The record is from RefSeq and is a predicted model, not a curated record. Bases 105 to 941 code for a protein of 278 amino acids. Lineage: Eukaryota; Viridiplantae; Streptophyta; Magnoliopsida; Asparagales; Orchidaceae. The transcript has a single exon. Gene Ontology annotation, biological process: signal transduction. Gene Ontology annotation, cellular component: cytoplasm.